ACGUCAAGUCCGGAUUUUGAUGAUUCUUUUGACAAUCUGGUUCAUGCACGAAAUCUCAAGGGUUAUGAAGACUUUGAAACGAUAAUGAGGGUGGGUUUGAAUCAAGAAAACCGGAGAACGAGACGUGUUCAGUCCAAAAUCGAGAAGAAACCUCUUCUCAACUUGUCCUUUCCAGCAAAACCUAUUCAGAAAACCCUGGGAAACCCCGGUCGUACGUCCGGUCGAUACAGCAGGAUUCUGUUUUACUAUCACACUGAUCGAAUGGGGACAACAGGUCCCUACGUUCACGACUCAAGGCAGGAGUUCCCCUCAAGAGGUAUCCAAAAAGGGUGCAAUGUGGAUGAUUCAAAUCGACUCAAAUAUUUUAUAAAAUUAUCACCGAAUUCUCCGUUCUGA
Molecule: messenger RNA, 396 nt
Organism: Diachasmimorpha longicaudata
Lineage: Eukaryota; Metazoa; Arthropoda; Insecta; Hymenoptera; Braconidae
Exons: 2
Coding region: 85-396 (103 amino acids)
Source: RefSeq, a predicted model, not a curated record